AUGGCCUCCUUUCCCUUCCGGCCUCCCCUCAUCGGACUGCCCACAACAGCCCCCUCUCCCCUCCCCAAAGACUACUCGCGAAGGCAUCCCCUCGUCGGCCAGCUCAUGACAGCCUCCCUCGUCGGUCCUCCUGUGAUGGCCGCCCCUCCCCUCUCCGACGCUCAAACCCCUCUUCCUCUCCCUAGCCCACCCACGACGGCUGCACUUCCCUCCCUGAUGACCGCCUGUGAUGGCAUCCCUUCAUCGGGCCGCCUGCGAUGGCCGCAACUCCCCUUCAGCCUCCCCUCGCCCGCCCACUUGCAAUGGCUCCCUCUCCCCUCCCCGAUGACUGCCCGCGAAGGCCUCCCCUCUCCAAUAUUCGAACCCCCUCUUCCCCUCCCCGACCCACCUGUGAUGCCUACCCUCCCCUCUUCGACAACUGCCCGUGACGGCCUUCCCUCAUUGGCCCACCAGCGAUGGUUCCCCCUCCCCUCCCCUCCCCAACGACCGCCCGUGACGGCCUCUCCUCAUUGGCCCUCCCUCCCCUCCGACCUCUCCAUGCUGGCCUACCCACGACGGCCCCCUCCCCUCCCCGACGACCACCUGUGA
Elaeis guineensis (African oil palm) is the source of this 588-nucleotide messenger RNA. Lineage: Eukaryota; Viridiplantae; Streptophyta; Magnoliopsida; Arecales; Arecaceae. The record is from RefSeq and is a predicted model, not a curated record.